Molecule: messenger RNA, 2124 nt
Organism: Ruditapes philippinarum (Manila clam)
Lineage: Eukaryota; Metazoa; Mollusca; Bivalvia; Venerida; Veneridae
Exons: 2
Coding region: 47-862 (271 amino acids)
Molecular function (GO): protein binding
Source: RefSeq, a predicted model, not a curated record
GUGCAAACAGACUUUCUUAUUCUUUCGGAAACUACGGACAUUCACAAUGUUUCAUCUUAAAAUUAAUUUGUUCUUAAUACAUUUAAUCAUCGUCAAAAAUUAUGCGCGGACAGUGCCGGAACCACUUUGUUCUAAGUUCUCAUAUGAUGAACAGUUGCUUGAGAAAAUGGUUCGUGUUGAAUUUAAUGUGAAUAACAUGGAGAAAAAUAUGUUAGAAACUGAGAUGAGCAUGCGGAAAACGGAGGAAACUAUGCAAGAAACGGACAGAAGCAUGCGUGAAACACAUGCAAAUAUGAUGGAUACGGAAAGGAAAAUACAAGAAGCACAGCAAAAGAUGGCUGAGACACACGCUGAUAUAAUGACUGCACAGAAAAAAAUGCAGGAGAACCUGGCCGACAUUAAUGAAAAUAUAAAGCUGCUUGAACAGAAGGACGAGAUGUUAGAAGCCAAAAGAGGUAAGGAUGUCGUAGCAUUUCGUGCACACAAAGUCGCAGAUAAAUCGGUGGCAGAUAAUCAGGUUUUUGUUUUCACCAAGGUUGUCUUGAAUGAAGGCAGCGGCUAUUCUAGUACAAGCGGUUAUUUUACAGCACCUGUAAGCGGCAUCUACUUCUUCAACAGUCAGUUAUGUGGAGUGGUAAAUAAGUAUAUACAGUAUGCAAUUGUUUCUCAAGGUGACACACGUACAAGUGGAUUAUUCAUGCCAUAUAAACAUGGAACUUGUACAUCAUUCAGUGGUGUUGUAAGCAUGCGUAUGGGGGAACGUGCAUGGGUGACAAUUAACGGUAACGGAUCACCUUCAUCAGAUUUGAUCUAUGAAGAUAGCAGGGAAUGGAACUACUUUUCUGGAUUCUUAAUACGUUAAUCCAGCAUAUAAUGUGAAUUCCUUUAUUUGUAAAUAUAGGUGAUGUUAUAUAUGUAUUUUAGUGAAACAUUUGUCAAUAAAUGUUCUCUUUAUUUCAUUAACAACGCAGACAGUGGACAGAGCAGAAAAAUAUUGCUUGCGAAAAAACAGUUCAUUUAUCGAGAUUGGCAACCAUUAAGGUUUCCAUUAUUCAUUAAGGUUUCCAUUAUUUAUCAUUUUCAUGUUGUCUUGAACUGACAGAUGGUUGAGAUGGAUAAAAAUGAUAGUGUUUGAAUGAUAUAUAUUCUUAAUUUUAGAUAACAUAGUAUAUUCAAAUACUAUGUAUAAAUGGGAUAUUGUGCUAUUAUAUAAUACGGACAAAGGUUAAUAAGUAAAUAAAUGCUGUUCAAUGUUAAAGCAUGUGAUAAUCGAGAGUUACUUAUUCAUUUAUUUGGCAAAUAGUUCAUAAAUAAGGUUUAAAGUAUUGUUUUUUUUGUUUUGUAUUUUGUAAUGGAUAAUACACAACAUGCACACAAACAUAGAUUUGUCCAAUCUAAAAUAAAAUCUAACUUAGUAUGCAAAAUGCAGUCACGAUUUGUAUGCUAAUACUAUGUUUCAAUAUCUAAUGUGAACUUAAUGACUGCUAGUAUGAAAAGAAAGAGUAAUUAUUAUUAUCUACAGAUUAAAAAUAAAUCAAUAAUUGUUUUGAAUUCAGAAAAGCAAUAUUCGAAAGCUAUGCUAAGCCUAUAUUUUGUGCGUAGUUGAUCAAAUUUUUCUAAAUAUUUUUUAAUUUGCGCACGCAGUAGAUAUAUUAGAUUAGGCAUUUUAAGACAUAUGAAUUAAAGUUUCCAUUUUUAAUUGAAAUAUCUUAAAGGGUAUAAAGCUAUAUGUAAUUGAAUCUUUUUAUAACAUCUAUACAAUGUAUAAUUAUAUUAUUUGCCUCAAUAAUCUUAUGGCGAUUAUCGAAAGAGCUAUAACAUAGAAUGCCUUGUACUUAUUGCACAUGCAUUUAAUCACAAACAGUAUAAAAUGUUCCGGAAAAUUAUUAUGCAGCUAUUCUUAGUAUGGUUUCAGCCGUUUAGCAAUGAUUUGGUGCAUGUGCUAUAAGCUCUUAACGUAGUAUAUUUCUAUCAAAGAGGUCUUUUAGAACUACAGGCAGCAGAUAUAUGGCUUAAUACAUUUUAAUGAGGAUGUCGCAAAGAUUUGCAACGUUUUGAAAUUAAAUGAUAUAAAAAUUGUAAAUGUACCAAUUGGUGAAUGUGUGAUUAAAGAAAUGAUUAGAA